UCCAUUGUUGCAACGUCAGUAUAGAUAUUUUUAAUUUGGUUUGUGAAGCAUUUACUUUAAGAUUUAUUACUUUCUUCGAAAAAUACUUUAAAGCAUCAAAAUGAGCAGAAAUUAUAAAGAAGAUCAAAUGAACGAAAUCGAGGCGCUGGAGUCUAUAUACUACAGUGAAAUGGAAGUGCUCGAGACAGAACCUUUUCACAAAUUCAGCAUAACCAUUGCUACAGAAGAAUAUAACGCCGAAGAGGAAUCGAGUGGCAUGGCGUGCAAACUGGUAUUUGCUUACACACCUACUUAUCCCGAUGAAGCGCCUGAAGUGUCAAUAGAAGAGACUGAGAAUGUGGAAAAACUUUACGAAGAAAAACUAUUGGAGCACCUCAAAAAAAGUAUUGAAGAAAAUAUUGGCAUGGAAAUGAUAUUCUCAUUAGUAAGCAGCACACAAGAAUGGUUGAAUGAACGUUGGGAUGAUUAUAAGUUGCAUGAGCAAGAAGAACGUGCCCGCAAAAUUUUGGAAGCAGAAGAGAUGGAGCGAAAAAAAUUCGAGGGCACACGUGUAACGGUUGAGUCCUUCCUGAAAUGGCGGUCAGAGUUUGAGGAGAGCACAGGCAUAGCGGCGAAGCGCGAGAAAAAUAAUGACUGCAAAAAAUUAACCGGCAAAGAAUUGUUCAUUCGUGACACUACACUGAACGAGUCCGAUAUCAAAUUCUUGCUCGAAGCUGGCGAUUCAAUUGAGAAUGUCAAAAUCGAUGAGACCCUAUUUCAAGAUAUUGGCGAUUUAGAGAUAGAUGACGACGACGACUCUAACGAUGAAGACUGGGUGCCUGAUGCCGAUGAUGAUUAGUUUAUAACUGAGAGAUAUGCCUUAUGGUCGUGUUUUCUAUAUAAUUUUAGUUAAACAAUUGAGUUAAAUACAUUCGCUUACACAUUUAUUAAA
Molecule: messenger RNA, 931 nt
Organism: Anastrepha obliqua
Lineage: Eukaryota; Metazoa; Arthropoda; Insecta; Diptera; Tephritidae
Product: RWD domain-containing protein 1
Exons: 2
Coding region: 101-838 (245 amino acids)
Biological process (GO): cytoplasmic translation
Molecular function (GO): protein binding
Source: RefSeq, a predicted model, not a curated record